AUGCUUAUUGAGGGUUAUUUCUUUCUCAUUUAAAAACCCAAUCCCUCCAAGGAGUCCAACAUGGAAGAGUUUAAAGAUGCAAGUCCACCUGAAGAAUUACUUGAUCACUUAAAGCUUUCUGAUCAGAAGUCUUCAGAGACUGGCCCCAAAGAUGCACAGAAUCCCAAAAACAUUGAAAGUGGACAUACACCAUCUUCAGCCAAAGAUCCCGCAACAGCAGAUGAGUGUUUCCAUGACUGUCACGACUCCUUUGAGGCAAAAGAACCUAUGCUGGAUGAUGAAGGGAAUUUACAGAAUGAUGAGAAUAGCUCAAGGAAGCAGACAGAACUAGAUGAAGAAUACUUACUAGAACUAGAAAAAGAUAUGCCAGAGGAAGAAAAACAGAAAAGAAGAAAGGAGAGCACAAUGCUGAAGGAGAAAGGAAAUGAGCAGUUCAAGAAAGGAGACUAUGGAGAGGCAGAAGACUCUUAUACAAAGGCUCUGCAGAUUUGUCCAGCCUGCUUCCAAAAAGAUAGGGCUGUUUUAUUUUCAAACAGAGCUGCUGCAAAAAUGAAACAGGACAAGACGGAAGCUGCUCUAAGUGACAGCAGCAAAGCAGUGGAAUUAGAUCCUAACUAUAUUAGAGCUUUGCUGAGGAGAGCAGAGCUAUAUGAAAAAACAGAAAAACUAGAUGAAGCUUUGGAAGAUUAUAAGGCAGUCCUAGAAAAAGACCCAUCAGUUCAUCAAGCCAGAGAAGCUUGCAUGCGAUUACCUAGACAAAUUGAAGAGCGGAAUGAAAAAUUAAAGAAAGAAAUGUUAGGCAAACUGAAGGAUCUUGGGAAUUUGGUUCUCCGCCCCUUUGGCCUGUCAACAGAAAAUUUCCAGAUAAAACAGGAUUCAUCAACUGGUUCAUACUCUAUCAAUUUUGUUCAAAAUCCAAACAACAAUAGAUAACAUUAAUUCAAUCUAGUUCUGCUGGAUUUCAGGCUUCGUGACCGUGUGCUUACACAUACCAAUAAAAGGAUUCAGCAAACAUUCUUCACACUCCCCAAGUGAAGAUAAGAGUCAAGCAUAUUCAUUUCCCUGCUUGUGAAAUUAUUUACAAUGUGGAUGCAAAGCAAGUCAUUUGACUUAUGUUAGUGAUAACAGUGUCUAGUGUGUG
Molecule: messenger RNA, 1141 nt
Organism: Pelecanus crispus (Dalmatian pelican)
Lineage: Eukaryota; Metazoa; Chordata; Aves; Pelecaniformes; Pelecanidae
Gene: TTC1
Product: tetratricopeptide repeat domain 1
Molecular function (GO): protein binding
Source: RefSeq, a predicted model, not a curated record